Messenger RNA from Chaetomium fimeti, 1546 nucleotides. RefSeq lists its product as uncharacterized. Bases 344 to 1426 code for a protein of 360 amino acids. The record is from RefSeq and is a predicted model, not a curated record. The transcript has 2 exons. NCBI's taxonomy places the organism in Eukaryota, Fungi, Ascomycota, Sordariomycetes, Sordariales, Chaetomiaceae.
CACACCUCCGCUCCCCCAGUGUUGUGCUGCCCUACCAGUGAUUCGCUCCUGAACGGCGCUUGGCUCCCGAGAAUCCUUCGUUUUGCUGGCACGCCCAAGGCACAGCAGCGGCCUUUGGGGGCCAUGGGUUCCUGCUGCGGCCUCGCAUUUGGUUCUCAUGCCUCCCCCGGGGACCAGUCAUGAAAGCCAGAGACACCGCCUUGUCGUGUCCGGUGGCAACCUGAACAAACAGGACCUAAAGCAAGCAUAACUCACCCCCGUUUUGCCAAAGGCGAUGGGCUUUUGCGCCUCCAAUACUUAGAAGUUAGGUCAGUCUCCAACAGACCCAACCAGCAAAUGCGGCAUGGAUCCGAAACCGGUAACGCCCGCCAUCGGGCCGGACACGGACCGCCGUGUCUCGUUCGAAGCCAUCGUAUGGGCCCUGGUAGGGCUCUCUAGCGCCUUUAUGGCCCUGCGGAUCUGGGCAAGGACGUACAGUCGCAUCCUGGGCACCGACGAUCUGUACAUGGCCGCCUGCUGGCUGACGUUCGUCGCCCUGGGUGUCGUGGCCGCCCUGAUCGGCGAGUCCGGUGGCACGCGGCACUUUGCCUACCUAACUCUAGCCGAGAAGGAGUACCAGAUCAAGCUACAAAUUGUGCUGCAGGCGAUUGCCAUCCCGUGCACGGCCUUUGGCAAGAUCGCCGUCGCCUUCACCAUCCUGCGCAUCAUCAAGCAGUCGUCGGUCAAGUGGCACGUGUGGUCGCUGUGGGCGCUCAUCGUGUUGACGGCCGUAACCUCGGCUCUCGACGUGUUCCUGGUGCUGUUCCACUGCGGCGACCCGAACAACCUCUGGGACCUGGUCGGCCAGGCGAGCGGUAGCCUAUCGUGUCUCGACAAGGCCGCCGUGUACAACUACAACACCUUCACGGCCGCCUUCCAGGCAUUUGCCGACUUCUACCUCGCCCUGCUGCCCGUGCACAUCAUCUGGGGGCUACAGAUGCGCCUGGGCCGCAAGCUCGCGCUGAUGGCGCUGCUCGGGCUCACCACUGUCACAGGCGUCGCGGCGUCGGUCAAAACCUGGCUCGCGAGCAAGAGCCUCGGCGUCGCCGCCGACGUCACCUGGGACAUGUACGUGCUGGCCGUGUUGACGUCGGUCGAGAUCACGCUCAUCGUCAUCUGCGGCUCCGUGCCCGCGCUGGGGCCGCUAUGGGACCGCUUCGUGCGCCGCCGGAAGCGCCACGGCCACGGCUACCGCUCCACCGCAUCCUACACCGUCUCCGACUACAACUACUCGUCGGCCAGGCCCGACUUCCACCCGGGCUCGAAGCAGUCCUCCCACAUCGCCGUCUCCACCACGACCGCAGAGGCGGGAAAUUCGGAGGACGGGGAUCCAAGGGACGUUGAGCUGGCCAGCCUGACGGAGAUGCAUGCGCGGGGGGCUCUGUGAUUAGCCCCGGUGCGCAUGGCCCUUGUUAAUUGUAUAUGUGGAUGUAUGCAAAGUUAUGGCGGUACAUAACGUAGAUAUGCCCAGACGCCCACGGCGAACAAAAUGAUAAUACCAAAUAAA